AUGCAAGCCCUCUACGUGCUUCUUCCACUACUGGCAGCCUUAAGCCUUUCGAAAGCCCAUGAGGUCGAAUCAGAAGAUGCCAUUUUCGAUGCUACGGGAGUGCCCCAGUGUAUUCAAGCAUGUCUCUCAGAUCUCCUCUACGCAGUUACCGAAAUGAUUCAUUUACAGAAUCCCGUGGCGAAGUUUCCAGGAUUAUGCGAGACUUAUCGCAAGGCCUCAUCAUGCAUCGAGAACCAGAAGGAGGCUUGCGUACAAACGACUCUUUUCGAGAUAGCCCUAAGUGGACUUGACGAGCUCUGCAACGAUAGGGAAGAAGACCUGGCACCUCAUAAGGAAUGUCUCGACCGACAUGCUGAUUUGAUCCUGAAAAACUGCGACCACUCUUGUCAUCUUACCAGUGUGUUGUCGCAUUUGGCAGAAAACGGAGAUGCUGAAGCUCUGCAGAAACUCGAGGAAGAUCAUGAAGCACUGAAGAAGGAGCUCUCAAGCCUCUGUACCACAUUCGGAUGUAUGUCAUCGUGCGUUGCUCAUGAUCUCAAUGUCCAAUGCUCUCCUGUUGGGACCAUCAUUACGGAAUCUCUUCUGAGACCUUUUCACACCGCUGCAACUAUUUUCGAAGAAAUCGGUCCUCGAGCGAAGAUCUCAAUUUAUCGUCAGAUUCCACCGCAAUGCUAUUAUCUGACCAAUCUCAAAGAUGUCCAAGGAAUUGCUGAAGGCAGACAGCCUCCAAAGCCAUCAGACUUAAAACCCGAAGACGCCAUCCUGAAAGAGAUCAGGCUUAGAGAGCAGCAACGGAAGCAAAAGAAAGCUGAACUUGAGCACCUGUUCUUGAUGGAUGCGAAGCAAGGAUAUUAG
Molecule: messenger RNA, 855 nt
Organism: Haemonchus placei
Lineage: Eukaryota; Metazoa; Nematoda; Chromadorea; Rhabditida; Trichostrongylidae
Source: the annotation of a GenBank genome assembly